This is a messenger RNA of Paramecium pentaurelia, 1377 nucleotides long. The record is from the annotation of a GenBank genome assembly. NCBI's taxonomy places the organism in Eukaryota, Ciliophora, Oligohymenophorea, Peniculida, Parameciidae.
UAUGGGAAGUUGUUGUACUGGAUAACAAGCUUGGUGUGGUGAACAAAAAACACAGAUAAAUUUAGGGGCAGGUCAAUAGUAAGAUCCUGAUAAAAAAGGGGAGGAAUAACUGGAUGAAAAUUUAGUUAAGGAAAAGGCUACAAAAAUAUAAGGUAAUUUCAGUUUGGAAUCUUGUUUAGCACAUAUAAGAGGUCAUAAGGCAAGAGAAGAGGUUAAGAAAAUAAAAGAAACUCAAAAGAGUUCAGAACAAGUUUCAGAUAAGUGUAUUAAAUAAAGUCUUGAACCUAAAAGAAUGGAAAACCAUCAAUUAUAGGAAGAUAAAGCAUCUGUGACAGCUAAAGAAGCCAUCUAUACAAAGGGUCCAGAAUAAAGUGCUGGAGCCAAUUAACAUGCUCCAAAUGACAGAGUAAGAAAAAUUGAGAAGGUACCUGAUUUUUUGACAGAUCGAACCAGACAGGUAUAUUGUAAUUAUACAAAGGUUUUGGAGAAAUUGGAUGAGUUUGUUUAUGAUUAAGAUUAAGAGGAAUACAAAGAUUUACCACAUUUGGGUCCAUAUGAAUUUGAAAAUGGAAGCGUUUAUAUAGGUUAAUGGAAGAAUGGGUAACAUUUAUUUGAUUUAUAUAUCUAGAUAGAGACAUGGUAGAGGAAAAUAAAUUUGGUAGGAUGGAUCAUUAUACGAAGGUUAUUGGUACUAAAAUGUGGCAUGUGGAAAAGGUAGAUUAAUUCAUUCUGAUGGUGAUAUUUAUGAAGGAGAGUGGAGAAAUGAUAAAGCUCAUGGUUAAGUAAGAUUUUUAUUUUAUUUUUAGGGAAAAUAUGUUCAUAUGGACGGGGCUCAAUAUAUUGGUUAAUGGGAAGAUGAUAGAUAGAAUGGGGAAGGAUAAGAAAUUUGGCCUGAUGGGGCUAGUUAUUAAGGACAAUAUAAAAACGGAAAGAAAGAUGGUAGAGGUACAUUCAAAUGGGCUGAUGGUUCUAUUUAUGUGGGAGACUUCUACUAAAACAAUAUUUAAGGAUAAGGAGAAUAUAGUUGGGAAGAUGGUAGAAAAUAUGUUGGCGAAUGGAAAAAUAAUAAAAUGGAUGGAAAAGGAGUAUAGUUAUUUAUAUAAACAUAGGUUUUUACUUGGUUGGAUGGAAGACGAUAUGAAGGUUAAUAUAAAGAUGAUAAAAAGCAUGGUUAUGGUGAAUUUAAAUGGCCUGAUGGAAGAGUAUGAAUUUUAUUAAUAUUUUCAGGUUUAUAAGGGAGAAUGGUCAAAUGGAAAGUAACAUGGCAAAGGAAUCUAUAUAGGUUCAUCAAAGGUGGAAAAAGAAGGAGAAUGGUAAGAUGGUAAAAGAGUAAGGUGGAUAAAAAGAGGAGGUUAACCAAUAGAAGAGGGAAAUUGA